This is a messenger RNA of Balearica regulorum gibbericeps (East African grey crowned-crane), 306 nucleotides long. The record is from RefSeq and is a predicted model, not a curated record. Lineage: Eukaryota; Metazoa; Chordata; Aves; Gruiformes; Gruidae.
GUCCAGGCAGAUGGGACAGAUGGAAACUGCGUCACGUUUGUGUUGCACGAUGAGGACCACACACUUGGCAACUCCCUCCGAUACAUGGUCAUGAAGAACCCUGAUGUGGAGUUCUGUGGCUACUGCAUCACACACCCCUCUGAAAGCAAGAUCAACUUCCGAAUCCAGACCAGAGGAACCCUUCCCGCAGUUGAGCCGUUCCGGAAGGGGCUGAACGACCUGAUGGGUGUUUGCCAACACGUGCUCAACACCUUUGAGAGGAGCAUGAAGGAAUACAGGGCCCAGAGGGAGGAAGAGAUGCAGUAG